AUGCCAAGACGAAGGGAGCUGCAGGCCGAGGAGUUCGAGGCGGGCGAGAGGCUGGCCAACGAGCAGACGUGGUGCGCGCCGGUGCCGCGCGAGAGGCAGGUGAGGACGGUGCGGAGGUUCUACCGGGCGUUCCACGACGCAGGCACGCUGCCGAUCGCGACCUGCACGCUAUGCUACCGGAAGCGGGCCAAGGGGCGCGAGGGGGCGUCGCCGGCCAUGCACCUCCACGGGCGGCUCGGCUGCGAGCACGCGUACCCCGACGAGCUGAAGGACCUUACGCCGCUCGAGGAGAAGCUCAUCUCACUCAACUCGUGCUACGGCUUCGUGACGAAGUACAGCAUCCCGGGCGGUCAGAGGCAGAGCGUGAGGUACCCGAGGCACGUCAAGGGCCACAUUACCGUGUUCCCAAACGACGUGCAGGGCCUAGCCGCUAACGUGCUGCCACACCCGCUGCUCCGGGUCAUGGACGAGAUCCACGUCUCGUGGCAGGGCGCCGAGAGACCUGGGCCGCGGGACCUAUCGGGCCUGCUGUCGGUAAGGCGGUCGGCGGUCGAGAGGGCGCUGGCCUGGCUUAAAGAGAACAAUCCGCUCUACGGCGAGGUCGAGAUCGACACGGCGGAGAUGGCGAGCUGGGGGGCGCCGCCGCACGGGGUGCCGCCGGUGGUGUGCGAGCGGCUAGAGCGAAACGAGCCGUCGGCGCGGGAGAGGACGCGGACGGCGCAGGUAGUGCCACCGUCGGAGCGGGCCAUGGACGAAGGGGGAGCGGCCGAGAUCGAGGAGAUCCUCGCGAUGCUAAGGCAGGGGCGGGACCCCGCCGAGGGGAGCCGCGACGUCGGGGUCACGUGCGAGGACGACUUACACGACGACAGGGACGGCGCUAGGCCUGAAGAGGACGGGGGCGUAAUCAACGAGGUGACGUCUUCCGGCAUGUUCCCGUUGGACGGGGCGCCGGAUGUGGCAGACGCCGAGAAGAUUUGCUUCGCCCGCGACGCCGUCGGGCCCGAGGGAGCGCGCGCCGGCCCGAGGACGUGGGUAGGGACCGCGGCCCGAGGGGCGGCGGGCGAUGGCGGCGACGGCGAGCCGUACAUACAGGUGCGGCGCGGCGAUGAUUUCGCCGACUCGGCGGACGCCUCGUUCUUCGCAAAGGCCUUUCCGACCCUGUUCCUUUGGCUUGGGCGGGCCGAGGGUACGCAGGCGGAGCGGGUCGCGGAGGGCCUUAUGUCGACGCGGAACAUGAAGCUCCAAGCAUGGGCCGACGUCGUGCUGCGGCGCCACGGCGGCCGGUUCGCGACGCACCCUAUCUUCGCCUUUCUUGUCUUUAACAUGGGCGUGCGAUCUAGGAACCGCCAGGCUAGCAUGCUAGGCGCGGCGAGGGUCGAGGCGGCGAGGGUCGAGCUCGAGGCCACGGGCAAGACUAGCGACGACGGGGUAAAGGAGCUCAUCCGGUCCCUAUCCGUGUUCGGCUACCGGCAGCCGAUGUCGAGGGAGAGCCGGCUUAGUAUGCGGAAGAAGAUACUCUCCCUCAUCAUAAGGCACGGGGUGCCGGCCAUCUGGUUCACGCUGAACCCGAACGACAUUACAAACCUGGUAAAGUUGCGGCUAGCGGCACACCGCGGCCGCGACCCGGACGAGGCCGAGGCCUUCCUAAGAGACCUGGGGACCGCGUAUAAGCGGACGCGGCUGGCCAUAUCGGACCCGAUGAGCUCGGCCAUCUUCUUUCACCGGGAGAUGACGCUCUUCUUCGAGCACUACGUCAACGUCGGGGAGGAGUCGGUGUUCGGGCACGUCGGCGCGUACUACGGGGCGGUCGAGACCAACGAGCGAGGCGCUCUCCACAUCCACGGGCUCCUCUGGCUAAGGGGCAACGCGGGCCUUGGCGAGGCGCUCGGCGGCUCCGAUACGGAGGAGCAGGCGGCGUACCGGGAGCGCAUCGUCCGCUACGUAGAUAGCGUCUUCUCCGAGGAGCUAGACGCAGAAGGUUACUGCGCCGUGCAAGCGGAGCGGUCGGCCACGGCGGACAUAUCGUCGCGGCUCGACGACGUCGCGCGCUUCACGGACACCUUCGACGAGGAGGCCAACUUCUGCGCGGGCGCGACGCAGAUCCACACGCAUAGCGCGACCUGCGUAAAAUACUCGCUCGGCGCGAGGGCGCGGACGGGGGACCUCUGCCGGUUCAAGGCGCCGUGGAGGCUGGUGGAGAGGACGGCGCUGACGGCGGACGGGGUGCUCGAGAUCCGGCGGACGCAUAGCAUGGUGAACCGGUGGAACCGGGCGAUGGCAGUAGGACUACGGCACAACCACGACAUCUCGUUCAUCGCGACGCAGCGCAAGACCAUGGCCCUAAUCUACUACAUUACCAACUAUGCGACGAAGGGCAACGGAAGUGGCGCCGACCGCGACGCCGGCCGAGGGGGCGGGGCCGAAGGGGUGGCGACGGCGGCGGACCCCAUAGGGGGGAACAAGACGAGAACGUUCCUGCUCAAGGCGGCGAACCGAGUAUUUACGGAGCGGCCGCUGUCGCAGGUCGAGGUGAUCGCGCACCUCCUAGGGUACCCGGCAGAAUUUAGCAGCGGCUCGGCGUGGGCGUACGUGAACGCGAACCAGCUCUACUGGGCCGUCUUCCGCCGGUGGCGGCACCUCCGACGGGCGAGCGGCGCGGAGGCGACGGGCGACGCGCCGGACGAGACGGCGCUUAGGCGGCCGGGUAGCGGGGCGACCGUAUGCCUCGACGGAUACCUCAGCAAGGAGUUUAGCGAGGGAGACGACGAGUCGUGCCACCGAAGGGCGGCGGUACAGCACCUGGCCCUAUUCGUGCCGUGGGAGUCCUUCCUCGGCGAGGAGGCAGGCGACAUCAACGACAUCUGGGCGCGCGCGCGGGGCUCCUCCGGCGGUCGGCGGAGGACGCGAAGCGCGACGCCAGCAGUGGCCGCCACGGCCGAGGAGGGCGGUAUGACGGCGCCGCAGGCCGGCGACGAAGGAAGGGGGGCGGCCGAGGGGGGCGAGGAGGCGUACCGCGCCGGCGGGGCGGGCGACGCGGCGCGGCUCAUCGACGUCGUCCGGAACGCCGCCGGCGCGGGACAAGUCACGGCGCAGUCAACGGAGCUGCUAGCGAUGACGCAGCAGCUCUGCCGGUUCCAGCAGUCGGCGCUCGGGUCGGCGGCCGAGCUCGCGGCGACGGUAGUGGCGGAGGAGAGGGCAGGCAGGCGGCAGAGGAGCGCGGCGCGGGAGCGGGAGCGAGCCAUCCAGGGCAUCCAGGGCGGCGGGGCGGCGGCGGGUGUCGGGGCCGACCGCGGCGCGGCUCUUCGCGGGGUGAUGGGGGGCUUCGGCGAGGACCACAUGGACGUAACGGCGGCCGACGGCGACGUAGACGCUGGCACGGCGGCGGGGAUGCGCCUCACGCUCAACGAGAAGCAGGCCAUCGCCCUCGUAAUCGUGUGUCGGCAGCUCGACCGAAUCCGGCAGGGCGACGAAGCAGGCGGCGACGGCAGCGCUCAGCUCUGCCUGUUCAUCGGCGGCGAGGGCGGCACCGGCAAGUCGCGCGUCAUUGAGGCGCUCGUCGAGCUGCUCGCCCGGAGGGACCUAUCGAGCCGGCUGCUGGUUACGGCGACGUCGGGGACGGCGGCAGCACGGAUCAACGGCAUCACACUACACUCGGCCUGCGGCCUUACGGUCGGUCAGGGCGGCCAGGCGGGAGGGGCGACGAGGGACGUAGACGGCGUACGGCUGCCGGGCCAGGGCGAGCGCUUCGUCGACGGCCGGUCGCGGAUGGACUGGCAGGAGAAGGAGGUGUUGGUGAUCGACGAGGUCAGCAUGCUCGGGGCGCGGACGCUGCACGCCGCCAACGAGCAGCUGUGCAGGCUGCGGGGGUCGGCGCGAGACUUCGGCGGCAUCCCGGUGGUGAUCUUCUGCGGCGACUUCCACCAGUUCCGGCCGGUGCAGGAGCGGUCGAUCCUGCUGCCGAGCGCGGCGGUGGCGUGGGACGAGGACGGGGCGUUCGCGGCCGAGCAGCGGCGGCAGCACGACAAGGCGCACGCGCUGUGGCGGCGGUUCACGACGGUCGUCAUGCUACAGUCGGACGAGCAGAUGCGGGCCGCCGGCGACCCGGAGCUGCGGCGGCUGCUCGGGCGCAUCCGCCGGGGGGAGCAGGACCGGUCGGACCUAGAGCUGCUCAACUCGAGCGCGACGCCGGUCCCGGCCGUCUUCGUCUUCGUGCCCGGCAUGCCGGUCGUCGUGAACCAGAACACGCACCAGGGGCUGAAGCUAGUGAACGGCGCCGGGUACACGGCGGUAGACGUCAUCCCCGACCGGGCCUUCCCCGGCCACCGGGUGUCGGCGGAGCUGACGAUGCACUUCGGUCCGCCGGCGGGCAUCGUGCUGGCCUCGGAGACGACCAGGGGCUUCCACUUCGUCGGGAUGCCGGCCGGGACGAUCCUGCUGACGCCCAUCAGCGUCAAGAUCACGGCGCAGCGGAAGCGGCCGUGGCAGCGCAACGACGUCAGCCGGAGGGGCCUGCGCGCGGCCUUCGCCUGCACAGACUAUAAGGUGCAGGGCGGGACGCUGGAGCGCGUGGCGCUGGAGCUGCGGGGGGCGAGGAUGACGACGGUCGAGGGGCGGGCGGUGCCGUCGCCGUGCGACCCGUACAGCCUGUACGUGCAGCUGUCGCGGUGCCCGACGCUCGACGGCAUCAUGCUCGUAUCGGAGGUGCGGGAGCGGGACCCAGUGGGGAACCGGGUGCCCGAGGAGAUGACGGCAGCGCAGGCCCGGCUAGAGGAGCUUAGCAGGCAGACGACGCGGGAGGCGGCCGACUGGCUCAGCGGGUAA
Messenger RNA from Hirsutella rhossiliensis, 4821 nucleotides. RefSeq names its product PIF1-like helicase domain-containing protein. NCBI's taxonomy places the organism in Eukaryota, Fungi, Ascomycota, Sordariomycetes, Hypocreales, Ophiocordycipitaceae. The transcript is spliced from 12 exons. Bases 1 to 4821 code for a protein of 1606 amino acids. Gene Ontology annotation, biological process: telomere maintenance; DNA repair. Gene Ontology annotation, molecular function: DNA helicase activity. The record is from RefSeq and is a predicted model, not a curated record.